AUGAUGCGUCGUGUGGCUUUCGUGGCGCUCUGCGCCCUGCUCGUGAGCAGCGCUGUGGCAACGGAUCUGCCCAGCCUGGACGAGAUCCUGCACAAGGGCAAGGCCUCCCCCAAGACCGCCCCCUCCCCCGCCGUCCCCGUCUCGGGCGCUCGCGUCCCUGCCUCCGGUGCCCGCGUCCCCGUGUCCGGCGCCCGCUCCCCCGCUGCCUCCCCCGCCACCGGCAAGAAGCACUGGGAGCUGCCCAGCCUCAAGGGUCUCCUCAACAAGGAGGCCGGCGGCAUCUUCGGCGCCCCCUCCCCACCGGCCGUCGGCAGCGACAGCAUCGCUGAGGUGCUCGCCGCCAACGACCUGACCAUCCUUGCCACUGCCGCCCAGGCCGUCGGCCUGACCGUGCCCUCCGGCGCUACCCUGUUCGCCCCCACCAACAAGGCCUUCGCCGAGCUGCUGGCCGCCCUCAACGUCACCAGCGCCACCGAGCUGCUGGCGGCGCCCGAGCUGGUGACCACCGUGCUGAGCUACCACGUGCUGCCCACCGCCCAGUCCCUGGCCGAGUUCUCCGACGGCGAGGAGCUGGAGACCGCGCUCGGCGGCGACGAGGUGCUCACCGUCUCCCGCACCCAGGUGCUGCAGAAGGAGGCCCCCUACUUCGGCUACAACAUCCAGCUGGUCUCCACCGGCGGCGUCCUCCCCGUGGCCCAGGUGGUCAAGGGCGACAUCCUGACCUCUGAGGCCACCAUCGUCCACGUCAUCGACCACGUGCUGAUCCCCGAGUCGGCCCUGAGCCUGCCCCUGCCCUAA
Messenger RNA from Auxenochlorella protothecoides, 798 nucleotides. RefSeq lists its product as hypothetical. The coding region runs from base 1 to 798 and encodes 265 amino acids. The transcript is spliced from 4 exons. The record is from RefSeq and is a predicted model, not a curated record. NCBI's taxonomy places the organism in Eukaryota, Viridiplantae, Chlorophyta, Trebouxiophyceae, Chlorellales, Chlorellaceae.